Linum tenue is the source of this 830-nucleotide messenger RNA. The record is from the annotation of a GenBank genome assembly. Lineage: Eukaryota; Viridiplantae; Streptophyta; Magnoliopsida; Malpighiales; Linaceae.
UACAAUCGAAUCAAAUGGUUCCUCAUUUCCCAAACUCUUCUUCAUUUGGGUUCGGCCAUUUCGACGCCUUGGAUCCUUUUGUCUCUGUUUUCAAUGGUUUCGAUGAGGUUUCUCGAGGUGGGUCGAUGGCGGUUGUUCCGCAAGCGUUGGUGCUGGACAAUGAAAAGGGGGAGCUGGUAAAGGCCCCGACGACGAGGGUCGGAAAGAAGGAGAUUACGGAGGCGAAGGCUCUGGCGGCUUUGAAGAGUCACAGUGAAGCAGAGAGGAGAAGAAGAGAGAGGAUCAAUGCCCAUCUCGCCACUCUCCGUGGUCUCGUUCCCUGCACUGACAAGAUGGACAAAGCCACGUUGCUUGCUGAAGUGAUAAACCAAGUGAAGAUGCUGAAGCAGAACGCCAUGGAAGCCAGCAAAGGUCUCCUCAUUCCCAUGGACGACGAUGAAGUGAAAGUCGAACCAUAUCCAGCAGGGAACAGGGCUGCCCUAACUUUCAAGGCAUCCCUGUCCUGUGAGUGUCGCCCUGAGCUUAUGACGGAUAUAAGGCAGGCCAUCGAUUCACUUCAGUUGAAGCUUGUGGAUGUGGAGAUAUCGACCCUUGGAGGCCGUCUGAAGUAUGUGUUCGUACUCAGCAAAGGCGAAAGUGAAGGUGCUGUUAUUGAGGAUGCCAAUAUUAAUGGUGACAAGGCACGGCAAGACUUUGCAAGUUGUAUUCACCAGGCAUUGAGUUCGGUCCUGGAGAAAGGCAAUACAUUGGCAGAAUAUAUGCCGAGAACUACACUUUCGAACAAGAGGAGACGUUUCACUUAUUUCGACUCGUCCAGCUCUUCGUCAUAA